Molecule: messenger RNA, 1563 nt
Organism: Rotaria socialis
Lineage: Eukaryota; Metazoa; Rotifera; Eurotatoria; Philodinida; Philodinidae
Source: the annotation of a GenBank genome assembly
AUGACAAAAACAGAAUUACUUGAUUUGCCGAAUGAACUUUUUCCACUUAUUUUUCAAUAUUUAAACUCCAAAAAUUUGAUACAAACAUUUUUCAAUGUGCAAUCGAAUCGUAUUCAAAUACUUAUUCAACCUUUCAUUUCACAUCUUGAUAUAUCUCAAGAAACGAACCAAUGGAUUCAAACAUAUCUUCCCGAUAUAUUAAAUCAACAAAACGUUCUUGCUCUUCGUUUACACGCAAAACAAAUAACAUUAAUUUUACCAUAUGUACUAUUGAGUAAGAUUCAAUCUAUGCAUAUAUUUGACUCUCAUUGGUCUACUGAUACAUUAAAACAAGGGCUUGAUCAAUUUGGUCAACGUUUAAAAAGACUUUCUAUUACAUUUACAGAUCCUUAUGGACAAGGAGAUCUAGCUAGUCAUUUGUUUCAACGUUAUUGUCAACUUGAAUAUGUGAAUAUUACUGGUCGUUCUCUUUUUUUUGGCACUAAUGAAAUUAGUACUUGUACUAAACUAACAUAUCUUUCGGUUGAACUUGAAGGAAUGCAUAGAGUGUUUAUACUUAUGCAAAAUUUACCUAAUCUUCAACAAUUAAAGGUUAAAUUUCGUAUUGAAGAACGUAUGAUUCAACCAACAUGUUAUUUUAAAAAUCUAAUAUCGUGCAACACACUACAGCGUAUUACUUUUACAGGUUGUACGAGAUAUUUCGAGCAUCUUUCACAUUUCUUCGCUACAUUUGGAUCAACAAUUCAAUGCUUAACGAUCAAUAUUGAUUUAAUGUAUAAUGCCAUCGAUGGUGUCCGGCUCGAACGAGAACUGUUGAAUAAAAUGCAAUGUUUAGCAUCAUUUGAUCUUAUCAUUCAUUCGAUUCUAGCUCAUCGUGAGUCAAUAGGAAUUAACACGUUUCAAACUUUAUCAUGGCGAAAAUUCAAUCCUAUAGUAUAUUGGAAUGAUAUUCAUGCUCAUCAACAUACAAUUUUCACAUUACCAUAUAGAUCCAACACGUUCAAACAUCUAUCAAAUGACUUCCAUUCAUCUUGUGCAUCGAAUCGAGAAGUUUUCCUUUAUUUUGAACGUGUUCGGACACUGUCACUUCUUGUUACAACUCCAUUGACGUUGGAAACAUUCGAAUUUAUUGCAAAAUCGUUUCCAAAUAUAAAAACACUUGAACUAACGAACCCAAUUGAGUUGUCAAGAGGAGAACUUAAACAAAAUAGAACUAUCUCGCUGCUGAGUGAUGUUUUUCUAUCGAAUAAUACUUUGCAAUUACCUUCGAUUGUUAAAUUCUGUUUUCUGUUACGAUCACAUUUUGACAAUUACCAAAUCUUACGUCGGUUUCUUCAUCUUCUACCUAAUCUAGUUUAUUUACAAAUGUUUAUUGGUCGAUCAUUGUUUCAUGAAAUACUAAAAUAUGAACGCGAAGAUAAUUUCGUUCGAAGUGCAUUAAAUCGUAUUGAAACAUUGCAAACGGUCAAUUUUUAUGAUGAAAAAAAUAUUUUAACCAAUGAAGAAACCCAUAAUCUCUUCCCGAAUGCUAAAAAACUUUUUCAUGGCGGUGAUACUGAGUAA